AUGUCCACCUCUUCUUUGCCCUCGAUCCACCAACCAGGCACCUUCCACCUCCCUGGAAUUACUUCGACCUCACAACAGAAGGUCCGUGACAUGAUCCGCGAGAACCAUGAAAAACACCACAUUUUCUUCAAGACCCCGGCUGGUCUCCACAACCAUCUCUCCCACUAUAUCUACGCCGCGCACUCCCUCGGCGCCUCCACCACUCACCUCCAGCGCAUCUACGAGCAUGAAGCAUCCUACCAAAAGCCCAUGCCCAAACGCCAUGAACGGGGCGAAGGAGAAGGAAUCACUCGCCAGACCUUUGCGCAACAUCUAGGUGAUGAGGAAUGGUACCCCGACUACCUCGACUUCUUCACCCAAGAAAUUCAAUCCGCAGGGAACCACGUUAAAGUCUUCAAAGAAUGGGUCUUUGGCGAACUUCCAAAUGGCGACAAGGCAAUGGGGAAAGACGUCUACGAAGACUUUUUCGCCCGCUGGUUCUCCGGCGCUUAUCACCCGUUCAUUCACACCGGCUACGCCCUCGAAUUCGACGAUCCACUCAUCAUGGCCGAAGGCCUCGCUCAAGCCGCUAUCAUCCAGCAGGUGAGGGAAGAGAAGGGGUUUGACGCGGCGGUGAAAUACGACGACGGUAACAAGAGUAACGCACUUCUCUCCCGCACCCCCGACCUCGUCCGCAAAUACGCCGCAAAAUGGUCCGUCCCCACGAACCGCGACGCCGUCGAACUCGCCUGGCGCUCCCUCCAACAAGUCCCUGUAGCCCUCCUCGGCGGGUCCUCCCUCCGCCCGGGCAAAGCCGUCAAGAUGGAUUUCUUCCUCAUGCAUGCCGUUACGUCUUCACUGUUUUUACCGAUUAUUGUGAAAGUUUUGGAUGUGGAGCAGGGGAGGAGGAUGUUAGAGGCGAAGUGGAGUGUUGAUUUGAUGUACUACAUCUCACGCGGUCGACCUCCGCUGAACCUCGAUCUGGUCGAAUCCUACCCCGUACCUGAGAUGAAUGGAACAGAGGUCGUGGGCAAUCCUUGGCUGGGUAUCGUGGAGAAGAGUUUGCAUCACACGGACGGACACGUCAUGAAAGCCAUUCGUGCACUCCUUCACGCGGAUCAUUACGCUUCUCACUCUGCUGCUUCCUCCUCGAGCUUGACCUCGAAGACGCCGUCGGCUGUGCCGGAUACGAUGUAUUUGAAGGUUGCGCAGAUGGUUGUUGAUGGGUUGUUCCCGGAAAAGGAUAAGGAUUGGGAUCAUAGUGGGAUCGGGUUUGAUGAGGCGUGGGAGAAGGUGCCGAAUAGCGAUGUUGUCGAUGGGAAGGGAAACUAA
Saitoella complicata NRRL Y-17804 is the source of this 1311-nucleotide messenger RNA. RefSeq lists its product as uncharacterized. Lineage: Eukaryota; Fungi; Ascomycota; Saitoellomycetes; Saitoellales; Saitoellaceae. The coding region runs from base 1 to 1311 and encodes 436 amino acids. Gene Ontology annotation, molecular function: oxidoreductase activity. The transcript has 2 exons. The record is from RefSeq and is a predicted model, not a curated record.